This is a messenger RNA of Arabidopsis thaliana (thale cress), 621 nucleotides long. It is a transcript of the gene bZIP70, whose product is annotated as basic leucine-zipper 70. The record is from RefSeq and is marked reviewed. Lineage: Eukaryota; Viridiplantae; Streptophyta; Magnoliopsida; Brassicales; Brassicaceae. Gene Ontology annotation, biological process: regulation of DNA-templated transcription. Gene Ontology annotation, molecular function: sequence-specific DNA binding; protein dimerization activity; DNA-binding transcription factor activity. Bases 1 to 621 code for a protein of 206 amino acids. Gene Ontology annotation, cellular component: nucleus. The transcript has 2 exons.
AUGGAGUCGUCUAGUGUCCAUCGCUCUCAUUGUUUCGAUAUUCUUGAUGGAGUCCCACUACACGACGAUCAUUUCAACUCGGCAUUCCUACCAAACACUGACUUUAAUGUUCAUUUGCAGUCAAACGUAUCGACCCGCAUCAACAAUCAGUCUCACUUAGACCCAAAUGCAGAAAACAUUUUCCAUAACGAAGGUCUUGCUCCAGAAGAAAGAAGAGCAAGAAGAAUGGUCUCUAACCGGGAAUCUGCAAGGAGGUCACGUAUGCGCAAAAAGAAGCAGAUCGAAGAGCUGCAACAACAAGUUGAACAACUCAUGAUGUUGAAUCAUCACUUGUCUGAGAAAGUCAUCAACUUGUUGGAAAGCAACCAUCAGAUCCUACAAGAGAACUCACAGCUGAAAGAGAAAGUCUCUUCCUUUCACUUGCUCAUGGCAGAUGUGCUAUUACCCAUGAGAAAUGCAGAGAGCAACAUCAAUGACCGCAAUGUGAAUUAUCUAAGAGGAGAACCAUCAAACCGUCCCACCAACAGUCCCUUUGCCAGUAGUACUAUGAUUGAUGCCAUGUAUGCGACUAGUGACUACUACAGUAGCAAUUACUUACUUGCAUUUGUAUGUAGAUACUAG